Molecule: messenger RNA, 679 nt
Organism: Paramecium sonneborni
Lineage: Eukaryota; Ciliophora; Oligohymenophorea; Peniculida; Parameciidae
Source: the annotation of a GenBank genome assembly
CAAAAUUAAAUAUACAAUAUAUGGACUUAUAAUAUGAGGAAGGAGAGAUCUUAAAAAAUGAUAAAUUAGAAGGUGUAGAUAGCGAAUCUUCAUUACGUUCAAUUGUAAGAAUUUCUUAUGAACUUAGAGUGACACUAUUAGAGAUGAAAGAGUGCAUAAAAGUAUAAAAGAUGAAUUAAGUUCAUCUUCUUAUGUUUGUCCCAUAUUUAAUUUCAUAGGCUAUUGUACAUAAGAUGAAUGCAAGUAUUAUUAUUUGUAUUACGAAAGAAAGAGACAUAUCUUUAUAUAAGAUGGAGUAGAUCAAUUAAUUAGUGAAAAUCAACCAUUAUUGGAUAUUUUAGUAAGGAAUGGUGAUAAAGUGAGAGUUCCUUAUUAAAAAAUUCUAAAUAAAGAAAUUCACACCAUUAGACAUUAAAUUAUCAAACCUAAAGUGGUAACUAAUUAUACUCUUGGAUUAUGUGAAAAAAACAAAAAAGCAUUGACAAAUAAGUUAAGAAAAGAUAUAGAUAAAAUGUAAAAUAAACUUAAGCUUAUAAACUAUUUGAAGAAAUGGACUUUGCAUAACUUUGUGGAUGAGAGUGAUUUUGUAGAAUUAUACUAUUCACUCAACCCAACAUAGCAAAUACAUUUUAUGAAUAUUUUUAGAGUUCUUGAGUUAUAACCACCUUUAUUUCAAUGA